Python bivittatus (Burmese python) is the source of this 601-nucleotide messenger RNA. NCBI's taxonomy places the organism in Eukaryota, Metazoa, Chordata, Lepidosauria, Squamata, Pythonidae. The record is from RefSeq and is a predicted model, not a curated record.
AGCAAAUUCCGUGACAUGGAAUCCACACAAAAUGAUGGGGGUCCCUCUGCAGUGCUCUGCCCUGCUUGUUCGAGAAGAGGGACUGAUGCAAAGCUGUAAUCAAAUGCAUGCUUCUUACCUCUUCCAACAAGAUAAGCACUAUGAUCUCUCUUAUGACACUGGAGACAAGGCAUUGCAAUGUGGGCGCCACGUUGACGUCUUCAAGCUAUGGCUGAUGUGGCGGGCAAAGGGCACUAUAGGAUUUGAAGCACAUAUUGACAAAUGCUUGGAACUUGCAGAAUACUUAUAUAACAAAAUUAAGAACAGAGAAGGCUAUGAAAUGGUGUUUGAUGGAAAGCCUCAACACACAAAUGUUUGCUUCUGGUACGUGCCUCCCAGUUUACGGAAUACAGAAGAUAAUGAAGAAAGAAUGAAUCGUCUUUCAAAGGUGGCACCAGUAAUUAAAGCUCGAAUGAUGGAGUACGGGACCACUAUGGUCAGCUAUCAGCCCCUGGGAGACAAGGUCAAUUUCUUCCGCAUGGUUAUCUCCAAUCCAGCAGCAGCUCACCAAGACAUCGAUUUUCUGAUUGAAGAAAUAGAACGCCUUGGGCAAGAUUUAUAA